Eleginops maclovinus (Patagonian blennie) is the source of this 7226-nucleotide messenger RNA. It is a transcript of the gene rps6ka5, whose product is annotated as ribosomal protein S6 kinase, polypeptide 5. Gene Ontology annotation, molecular function: magnesium ion binding; protein serine/threonine kinase activity; ATP binding. Gene Ontology annotation, biological process: peptidyl-serine phosphorylation; regulation of DNA-templated transcription; intracellular signal transduction. Lineage: Eukaryota; Metazoa; Chordata; Actinopteri; Perciformes; Eleginopidae. The record is from RefSeq and is a predicted model, not a curated record.
AAGAAGCAAGUGUUUUCUAUGGGCUUGCUUGCUGCUAGGUUUAAUAGCAAUAUUUUGCCCAUAAAUCUCUUAAGUUUGGCGCCUAACUCACAGACGUGUUACUCUCUUGCUUAAUAAUUAUGAUUCCGCAUGUUAAUAUUGUAAACUAGCUUGCGAGGUGAACUGAAAAGCAUCUUAGAAUAUAAUUGGAACAUUACGAUGCCAUCCCCGAUGGAGGGAUCUUCCAGAGAAGGUGACCUCUUUACUGUGAAACAUGAGCUGAAAAAUGCCAACCUGACGGGCCAUGUGGAGAGAGUGGGCAUUGAAAACUUUGAGCUGUUAAAGGUGCUGGGCACAGGAGCAUAUGGCAAGGUGUUCCUGGUGAGGAAAGUGAGUGGCCAUGAUGCAGGGAAGCUGUAUGCCAUGAAAGUUUUGAAGAAAGCCACAAUUGUACAAAAGGCAAAGACCGCCGAACACACACGCACGGAGCGGCAGGUGCUCGAACACAUCCGCCAGUCUCCGUUCCUCGUCACACUCCAUUAUGCCUUCCAGACGGACACCAAGCUGCACCUCAUUCUCGAUUAUGUAAACGGUGGAGAGCUAUUCACACAUUUGGUGCAAAGGGUGCGAUUUAAUGAAAAAGAAGUUGCCCUGUACAGUGGAGAGAUUGUGUCGGCACUUGAACAUCUACACGAGCUUGGCAUCGUCUACCGGGACCUAAAACUUGAGAAUAUUCUGCUUGAUUCAAGUGGACAUAUAGUUCUCACAGAUUUUGGCCUCAGUAAAGAAUUUGAUCAGAUGGAAAGAGCGUUUUCUGUCUGCGGCACCAUUGAAUAUAUGGCUCCAGAAAUAGUGGAAGGAGGAGAGUCUGGACAUGACAAGGCGGUUGACUGGUGGAGCCUCGGCGUUUUGAUGUACGAGCUGCUGACUGGCGGAUCCCCCUUCACCGUGGAUGGAGAUGAGAACUCGCACACAGACAUCGCCAAGAGGAUUUCAAAAAAGGAUCCUCCUUUCCCCAAAGAUAUGGGACCACUGGCCAAAGACCUCAUCCAGCGACUCCUCAUCAAAGAUCCCAAAAAGAGAUUGGGCUCAGGCCCUAAUGGAGCGGAGAAUGUGAAAAAACACCCAUUUUACCAGAAAAUUAACUGGGAGGACUUGGCAGCUAAGAAGGUGCCCGUCCCGUUCAAGCCAGAUCGGGACGAGCUGGACGUCAGCAACUUUGCCGAAGAGUUCACGGAGAUGGACCCCACCUACUCUCCUGCAGCUCUGCCUCAGAACUGCGAUCGCAUCUUCCAGGGCUACUCCUUCAUGGCCCCCUCCAUCCUGUUUAAGAGGAAUGUGGUGAUGGACGACCCUGUCCAGCUGUUUGGGGGCUCCGAGAGGCCCGGCUCUGCCGCGGUGGCCCGCAGCGCCAUGAUGAAGGACUCUCCUUUCUACAUGAGCUAUGAGAUGGACCUGAAGGACAGCGCUUUAGGAGAGGGAAGCUUCUCCAUCUGCAGGCUGUGCACACACAAGAAGACCGGACAGAAAUACGCGGUCAAGAUUGUCAGCAAGAGGAUGGAGGCGCAGACUCAGCGGGAAAUAGCAGCCCUGAAGCUCUGCGAUGGCCACCCCAACAUUGUCAAGCUACAUGAAAUUUACCACGACCAGCUCCACACGUUCCUCGUUCUGGAGCUGCUGGGUGGGGGGGAGCUGCUGGAGAGGAUCCGCAGGAAGCAACACUUCAGCGAGACGGAGGCGAGCCGCAUCAUGAGGAAACUGGUGUCUGCCGUCAGUCACAUGCACGACGUAGGAGUGGUGCACAGGGACCUCAAACCGGAGAACCUGCUCUUCACAGACGAGAGUGAGAACUCUGAGAUAAAAAUCAUAGACUUUGGCUUCGCUCGCCUCAAACCGCCAGACAAUCAGCUCCUGAAGACGCCCUGCUUCACCUUGCACUACGCCGCGCCAGAGAUCCUCAAGUACGACGGCUACGACGAGUCCUGUGACCUGUGGAGUCUGGGGGUCAUUUUGUACACCAUGCUGUCCGGCCAGGUGCCUUUCCAGUGUCAGGAGAAGAGCCUGACCCACACCAGUGCUGAGGAGAUCAUGAAGAAAAUCAAACAGGGAGACUUCUCUUUCGAAGGCGAGGCCUGGAGGAAUGUGUCCCAGCAGGCCAAGGACCUGAUCCAAGAGCUGCUGACGGUCGACCCAAACAAGAGGAUUAAGAUGUGCGGCCUGCGCUACAACGCCUGGCUGCAGGACGACAGCCAGCUGUCCUCCAACCCACUCAUGACCCCCGACAUCCUCGGCUCCUCCACUGCCUCGGUCCACACCUACGUCAAAGCUACCUUCAAUGCGUUUAACAAAUGCAAGCGGGAGGGUUUCCGCCUGCAGACGGUGGACAAAGCGCCACUAGCCAAGAGGAGGAAGAUGAAGAAGACUAGUACCAGCACGGAGACCCGCAGCAGUUCCAGUGAGAGCACCCACUCCUCGUCCUCCUCCUCCCAGUCUCAGGAGAAGACUUUUCCAGAGGGCGACAGCACCAAGCCGCAGCCCUGCAGCAGCACCCCUCUCACCACGCCCGCCAACACACCCGUGGCCCUGGGGACGGACUCUGAGCACCAACAUGAGCAUCCAGCCUUCCACUUCUCAGAGGGACAGUGAGACAGCCACAGGAAAAGUUGAGAUUCAGACAGUUUCAUGACCUGCAGGAUGGCUUGGAGCAGCUCCUUUAUCUUUCUCUCCGUCCCUGGCAGCCCUCUGCCUCCAAUUGCAUGGACGUCCGCACGUCUCCACAACCGAGCAUGCAGCAGGAGCAGCAACCCUCACCUCAGUCUCAAUCAAUCAUCACUAGCAAUAGCCUCUUUUCUCUCACGUUGACACGCAGACUGUCGAUCAGGGACUGGACCAGGAAGAAGUCGCCACCAGGGUCCAAAAUGGAAAACGCUGCCCUACUGCCCCAGGUCCAGACAGACAAUGCAGCUCGCUCUCUGUCCGCUCCAUUAGCCCAUCUCUGUCCUUGCCUCCUGAGGUUUUAAAGGGAAAGUCGUCGUGUUUACACCAUGGAUGCUUCGUGUUUAUGAUUUGUCUAAAGGGAGAGAAGAAACGUUCACUUCUCUGUUGCGGGAAGUCUCUGCAACAUGGAGCAGAGUAUUUAUAUGUGAAUUUUACAGACUGAGAUUUAUUUAUGAGAUAUAUUGUUAACUUAUUCAUGGUCAGACCUGAUCUGAAAAGAAAUAAGGGAUACAGUGAGCCCUUUAACGUGUAUGUGUGUAUGUUUUAUCAGCUCAAAAGACUGUUUUUAUGUUGUCAGAUGGUUGUUCAUUUAUGUAUGUAGUCGUCAUAGACAUCAAUGCUUCGAGUAGGUUACUGAGACCACAGCUAAGUAAACAGUUCAGGACGAUUGUGGGAAAGAAUAGACGGCUAUUAGAAAGUUAUGUGAGUUCUUUGGACUGCAGUUGUGUUCAGUAGAUUGAAAAAAAGUAAUUUCCUUGUUCAUAAGGACUCAAGAAGCAAACCAUUUUUAAUAGGAACAACCAAAUGUGGAUGUAGUUUGUUCAGCCAAAUGUGUUUUAUUGUUAUAUGAGGGAGUAGGGCUGCCGGAGGGGAGGUGACCCGACCCGACAUGAAGAGCUAUAUUUAGACUGAGUUUUGCCUCCGAUGUGGGAGUGUGACUACUUCGAGACUGUUCCACAUGGCUUGAUCCUCAAGUCAGUAUUUAGCCCCGCGCUGGAUUUGCCUUGCGUGGUGGAAGACUUAAUUAUAACUACAACCAAUUGGAUUGAGCAGGACAUCCCAACCGGAAAGUUCUGAUGAGCUUAGUGCGAGGUGAACGAGUUGAGGCGUUUGUGGUUUUUCUGAGAUGCCAAAUGUGCAGCAUCAAGUGGCUUCCUUUUCAGAUAGAAGAUCACAUUAUUGGAAAAUGAAAAGGUUUAUGUGCCAAAAAACUGCAUUUACAGCAGGUGAUUGAGAGGAUUGUGGGGUAAGGGCGGUGGUACGUUCAGACUUUUUUUAUGCAAUCUAGUGCAAACGUUGCCCCUAAUGUGGUAAAACAUUUUCCCUUUAUGAAAACCUCAAGUCCCUGAGGACAGAUCUGAAAAAAUGAAAGAUGCUCCUUAUUUUUAAUGCCACCCCUGGCUCUGUUUACCAUGUUGUGCUGCAUGACUGAAAUAGUGAUCGUUGCACUAUGUGACAGCUCUCACUUUGAGGCAGAUCUCUGGUUAGUAUUGAAUCCCCAGUGCAUGAUGUCAACUGAAACAUCGACCUCUUCCUUCUCUUUGUUUGAUGGGCUUUUUCGGGCGGAUUCUCACUUGAUUUAAUGUGAGUUUGUUUACUUGCACAUUUGAAAAUGCCCACAUUUAUGGGGACUUUGGAGUUUUACUGUUUUACUGAAUAGCCUGAAUAUUGUCCCGAUGUUACAGCUCUGGUCUAAACCAGGAGAGCAGGGCGAGUAAACGCUGAAAUACUGUAUUCUGUUUAUGUACUGGGGUCUCUGUGUUCAGUAUGUGAAGCUGCCUCCAAACAGUUUCUCCUGCUCAAUGAGGACGCACAGUUGGACUACUGUGUGCACAUUUACACACUCCCUCAUCUUCUUCCAUUUUAAUGCACUCUGAAUCCGAACCAAAGCAUUAACUUCAAGGUAGUUGCUCUAAGCUGCAUGAGAAAUCUCCUUCCAUGCAUAUAUGCAAAGAAAUGCUUCUUAUAUUUACAUCACAGUUUCUGUUUGUCCCGCUGUUGACAUCCAUCCCUGAAACUUAAACAGCGUCCUGCGUGUUUCAUCAGAGGUUCUGUAUAGGAUCUAAGAAGACCAUAUCCAGCACAUCAUCAUGCUUUAAAACUAUGCAUCUUUUCCUCUGUUCUGUUGCUUUGCCAUUUCAAAAUAACCUCGCCAAACAAACUUUAAAGAUGCGCAUCUAAUGUACUUUAACCCUCAUGGCAUCAGCCACAAUGGAAAUAGCAAAGUAGAAUAUGUUGCCUGUACAAAAAGCUGGCAUCCUUGAAGCUGAAGACUACAAAGCUCUUGUCUAACUUAGCUCGCAUGAGUUCCCUGUUGCUGCCUCAUUAAGCCUCUUUUCUUUUGUUUGGGUGUAUUAAUAGCUCAAGUGGAGGAAGAGGAAAAGUGUCCUAUAUUGAGCUCCCCUCUGGGAGCCAGGCUCUAUUAGCUGAUGCGCUGCAGUGCUGUUUGUUCCAAAGAAAACACCGUGCUCCACACACUGCCGCUGUGGGACCCAGCUCUCUCUUUUUUGUAGGGAAAAUAACCGUGUAUUACAGGAAAGGCUUGGUUUAGUACCAACGUCUCCCGGGGCCAGAUUUUUAAAGCUAGGUUUCCCCUCUUUGAUGAACAUCUUGUUCAGCGGGCCUCUGUGAAGCAGAGCCGAGGGAGGGAGGCCGGUUUUGACUUGACGCCCUGUUGUCUUUGAUGCACUUUUGUUUAUUGGUUCCCUGGAAAUUGACUGAAAGCGUCUUUUUUUGAGUACAGUGCUUCCUCUUUUUUAACUUUUCUGUGAGUUAAAUCCUGAUAGACUAAAUCUUUGUAGCGUUUUGCAACAUGAAUUAGAGGGAUGGUACUUUGAAGUGUUUUGUAUAAAGCAGUGACUGCUGCAUUUUAGAGUCGAAGGAUUGGACUGUUCCCGUGUACUUCUGUCAGUGGAGUUAAGUCGUGCUUAACAGACCAAUGAGGGUACCAAAGCUCAAAGUGUCAUCUUGCAUUGAGAACACAGCUUUGUGCUUUUUGGUGCAUGUUUUGUCUGUAGAAGUGGUCGUUUAGAGACAGAUGCUUUGACAAUUGUGGCUCUUUCUGUGUCAGAUUUAAUUUUGGGAUCUGUCCGUGGUGCUGAAGUGACCAAACCUCUGGUGGAGCUGCAGAAAUGACCUGUAUUAAUAUGAUCAUUCAAAGCAGUGAUUCCCAACCUGGAGACCCUACACAUUAAAUGGAAAUGAACAUUUAUUAAGUAAGACUCUUCUUAUAGGGAGGAUCCACUGACUGUUCACAUGUACGUCUCUUAACAUGUCUUAGAGAGUAUUAUAUUUGGAAAACACAUUGUUUAAAGCCAAAAAUCUGGAGGUGUAGAGUUACCAUGAAGUGAAUUUUCCAUACUAAACACAAUAUUCUGUUUGUGUUAAAUAACAUCUAAGUUUAAAUUACAGUUUUUAAAAGAUUAUAAUGAAAAUAUCAACACUUUGGGGCGUGGGUGAUCCACAUUACUUCUGCAAAUGAAAACUAUUUAUUUUUAAUUAGGAGCAUCACAACAUUGAAACCUCCCAACCAUGAUUAUAUAAAACAAAGGUUAUAGCACUUAUACUUUAAAGGACUGGAUGUGUUGGGUGAACUGACCCUUUAAUGACCCAUAUCGGGCGAAAUGUGUUUUGCUGUCCCCUUUACAGAGAUGUGAAAACACAGUCGGCUCCAGAGUUAGCUCGAAGACGUUUCAGCAGCAGCAUCUGGACGUGUGGUUUGGGAUUCAUUUAGUUGACUCAGUGCAGUGUUGCUCUCACGUCGUCUGAGAUUAUUGAAAAGAAUUCAGUUUUGUUUUAAUGAGGGAAACAAAUUGCAAAAGAUGUCAAUCAGAGCCUGCCAACCUGCCACUUUAGGCAUCAUCCUCCUCUUCAUCAUCACCAUCAUCAGCAUGUGCUCCUGCUCGAUUCCUGUCCGUAUCUCUCACGUGUUAUCUCUUCCUGUCAUAUCGUUACUGAAGCGUGUCAAAAAGUACUGUAGCAGUGAUUCCCUUUGGUCGAUAUUAAACUGUUUCCAAACACGCAAUCAAGCUUUAAAGGCAACACUUUGCACUUGUAUGUUAUUUUUUAUCAUGCAAUUUAUUAUUAUUAUUAUUGUUGUUGUUUUAAAAAAAAGAGAGAAAAUAUCCUCUUUGAUUCUGUGCAGGUCAAAAAGUUGAACUUAUUCAUCCGUCUGUUUCUGUUCCUACAUCUCUGAGAUGAAAUGAACCUCAACACCGAAUAGUACUUUUACUGCAGUGAAUACACACCGUGUGCAUAUCUGCUUUUUUAGGGCACUGUGAACAUCAUCAUCCAGGUCUCUGGGCACACCAUCGAAAGGAGGAGAAAAAAAAAACUUGAUUUGCUUCAAUAAAUGCUUUACUUAGUGGCUGAAUACAUAUGUACAUUUAAUAACCUGAAACCAACAUGAAAGGUCUUUUAAUGGACUCGUGGCUUCAUUGUAUUUUAAAGUGUAUUACUGAAGAUAUUUUCUGAUACCAGGACUUGUGUGUACUAGAUGUAAGGACAAUAAAUGUGCGACUUCCUGUUCA